Molecule: messenger RNA, 798 nt
Organism: Microdochium trichocladiopsis
Lineage: Eukaryota; Fungi; Ascomycota; Sordariomycetes; Xylariales; Microdochiaceae
Product: Ca2+ regulator and membrane fusion protein Fig1-domain-containing protein
Exons: 4
Coding region: 1-798 (265 amino acids)
Biological process (GO): conjugation with cellular fusion
Cellular component (GO): membrane; mating projection tip
Source: RefSeq, a predicted model, not a curated record
AUGGCGAAGUUUCAGAUUGGAAUGUACAAUUUCGUCCCGUUUCUGGGCUACCAUCAUGUAUUGAUGAUUCUCAUCGCGAUUGCGGUCAUAUUGUUGUCACUUCUUCUUGCCGGCUGCUCGUCCUCGUCGCCUCUGAUGCCCGAUAUCUACCUUUUAUCCCUGUACUACGAACAGUACACGGCGGUACCAGACACAGCGCAAGUCGACUACAACGUGAACCAGGCCAUUCGCAACAUUGUGGGGAAUGCCCAACUGCAGGCCCGCGUCGGGUAUUUUGGCAUCUGCAUCAACCCCUCUGGCGGCUCUUGGCUUUGUAGCAACAACGCCACUGCGCUCGCCAAUGAGAUCUCAGUUGACCAGGACCCGCUCAACUUGAUCUGGCUCGCAAGUCAGUUCAAGGACAUGAUCGUGUUCCCUUACUUGAUCAUCAUCGCCAUCAUCUUCGCCUUCAUCUGCUUCCUGCUUCUGGCGACUUUCCCAGGCUGGCACGAGGAGGAGGACAGCGAAGGAUCCGAGCGCGAAGUCAAGCCCUUCCCGAGUCGGCCCGUGUCCCAGAUCGCCCUCGCCAUCAUCUUCAUCGCCUCGAUCUUCAUCCUUGUAUCCGUCCUGUGGCAACAUACUGCCUCAGUCGCCGCGUCGAUCAUCGCCCAAGAUUUCGGAAAUGGCAGCGUCAUGUCCGGCAUCGGUUCGAGCGCCAUGGUUCUCGGCUGGUUCAGUUUCACUUUAUUCAUCAUUGUGACCAUCGGCCUGUUGGUCAUGAUAUUGAGUAUAAGAGUUCUGACAGAUUUGACGGACUGA